Pyrenophora tritici-repentis Pt-1C-BFP is the source of this 961-nucleotide messenger RNA. RefSeq names its product low affinity copper transporter. Gene Ontology annotation, biological process: copper ion transmembrane transport. Gene Ontology annotation, molecular function: copper ion transmembrane transporter activity. Lineage: Eukaryota; Fungi; Ascomycota; Dothideomycetes; Pleosporales; Pleosporaceae. Gene Ontology annotation, cellular component: plasma membrane. The record is from RefSeq and is a predicted model, not a curated record.
ACGUUGCCAUCCUGAGGCCUGCAUCACCUGAUCCACGAAACUGUGACCCCGCCGCGUACUCAAGCAACCUUUAAGCCGUCGUCAUCCCCAGUACCAAAUCAUCAGUCUGGAACUCGUAACAUAAUUCUCGGUAGCUCGUAGUCCCUCGUUUAUAAAUCACCAGCUUCCGCGAAGCAUACUCGACACGAACCUUCCACCUAUUUCACUUACUACUCCAACAUCUCAACUUGGCAAUCAUGGUUGCUCACGGCGCUGAUCACGACUCUAUGGACAUGAGCGGCAUGGACGGCAUGAACGGUAUGGACGGAAUGGAUAUGGGAGCAGGAGGCAUGGCAAUGGCCUUCUUCCAGUCCAGCACCACCUCCUUAUGGUCCAAAGCAUGGACUCCAGCAAACGCCGGCCAAUAUGCCGGAACAUGCAUCUUCCUCAUCUUCCUCGCCGUUGCACUUCGCGCCAUCUUCACAGCCAAGACCCUCCUCGAAGCCAAGGCAGUACAAACCGCUGUGAAGCGACGAUACAUCACCGUUGCAGGCGAGAAAGCGAUCGGCGACAGCGAUGCGAGCUCAACUACCGGCAUACUCACGACAAACGGCAUACAAGAGAACGUACGGAUUGUCUCGGCUCCAGUGUCUCACAUCCAGCCCUGGAGAUUUGGCACUGAUCUGCCGCGGGCAGUCUUGGUGAUGAUCGCAGCAGGCGUUGGAUAUCUCCUCAUGUUGGCUGUCAUGACAUACAACAUUGGAUAUUUCAUGUCAGUUUUGGCUGGCACAUUCAUCGGCGAGGUGGCCUUUGGCAGAUUCAACCAGGCCACGAUGCAUUGAGGGAUUGUGAGGCUCGCAAUCAUGUGUAAAUCUCCGCACGCCGCCACACUUUCAGUCCUAGUGCUUACCUAUUCUAAUAUUCAUAUUCAUAUCAAAUCCCAUUUUUGUGAGCAGUUGCGCAUCACCACAUGGUAGCCCCA